This is a messenger RNA of Echinostoma caproni, 216 nucleotides long. Lineage: Eukaryota; Metazoa; Platyhelminthes; Trematoda; Plagiorchiida; Echinostomatidae. The record is from the annotation of a GenBank genome assembly.
AUGAAGGUUCCAUGGCCAGCAGCCUUCGAGGAUGGAGACGUGCGGAUGUUCCUGGAGGAGUUGGAGGAUGUGGUGGAGCUGGCCGGAAUACGGACGGAUCGCGGUAAGUUGACGACUCUCCGAUGGCUUCUCAAGGGCAGUGUUGAACGCGGCACGAAGAGGCCCGGAGAAGAUGGAGUGGGCCGCCGCGAAGGACGCCUUGAUCGCGGGCUGUGA